AUGGACCUGUUCACCAAGGUGCUCACCAGGGCUAGGGACUUCGCCAAAUCCAAACCCGGAUUAUUUGGCCUGCUGUCCGACAACACUAUCACGGUAAAAAAUCUUCUCUUCUCCGCUGUUGUGGUGGGGUUGCAGCAGCUACUGAGCUCCGAACUUUUCGAUUGUCCCUUGGAAAAUCACGUGUGUUAUGGCGUCAUGUUCCUUGUGACCCCAUUCUCCAUAGUGCUGAUCAUGAACAUUCUACUAAUUGGAGACGUAUGGAAGGUUACCGAUAGGUGUUGUGUACCAUACUAUAAAAGAAAGUUUGAUUGUUUACGUCUUAUUCCCAACAUCUGCAAGUCCUUUGUUGGUCCUUUUGUCUGGCUGAUAGCAUCUUUUGUGGACGGCAAGUACGUCGCGUGCUUCAUGGUUGGUCAGGACAUCGAGAAACGAAAUCUUACCGACGACAUGGAAAUUGAAAAGUUGGAAGAGGAAUUCGCAAAAGCCAAAGCCUGGUCGCAUAUUUUAGCCUGGAUUGCCUUUUUGUGUUUGGUUCUUGGAAUCGCUGUAAUAAUGACUAUAAAGAAGUGUUACUUUAAGGACAAUAUUCUUUGGGAAGGUACAGUUUAGAACUUUUAAGGUGAUAUAAAUCCCUAGAGCGUUUGGGUUAAAUAAUUAUGAGACGUUUUUUUUUUCGGGAAUAUUACGGGAGGUACUUCUCGAAAAUCUGAGGCUCCGUAUAUCGCACCCGGGAUUUCCUUAACAACAAUUACUUCAUUCUCUCUUGUUUUAAACUGAUUACAAGGUUUUUUGUGACAUUAAUGUAACUUCGUAAGUCAGAGUGGCUGUUACAAUUGGUUGCCACUCCUCCCAAGCGCCCCCCCCCCCAACUUGCGUCAUCGAAUGACCUUCACUUACGUGCGUGGGUUUGCCUACCACCAGCGCCCAUAGAGACCAACCAGUAGAACAUCCUAUGUUAAAUUGGACCGGGUUGACGGAAAGUGGCGCCCUAUGAUCCACUGAUUGCCAAAAGGGCUGAUUUUUAAUAGUAACUACUUUUCGUUGGUUGUUAGGCAAACUAUGAUGAUCACGAGUUGUCAAUUUAUUACACUUAAUAAUUAAGGCCAUUUUUAUUCCCAUUCUCUUUGCGUAAUGGCAUAACGCGAGCGGUCACGAGUCGUUCUUUUCUCAGAGCCAGGCGCGGGGAGCAAAGAAGUAAAAUUAUGCAAAUAAAUGGUAAAAGGAGGGGAGAUUAAGGAAGUAAGAGAAUUCUCGCAGCCUUGUCGUGUAAGUAGGUUCAUGUACACGUUAUGAUCAUUGAUAUUUUUUGUCAUUAUUUUAUUCUCUUUAGACCAAUACACCCUUGAUCGGCGAGAAGCAGUAGCGGCGAUGUUGACCUUCCGUGAUUUUAUAGAACAUCCUAAUGAGCACGAUGACGAGGAAACCGGAACAAAUGAAGCCGGUACCGCGGCGCAAGCAGGGGCAGGUCCUCCUAUUGCCACCAGUUCAAAACCCGUGAUUAAAUCAGCUCCCGUUGUUAGUGAUUCGGCUGGAGCAAGUGCAACGGCUAUCACUGCUCUUUCCACUGACACCGAGGGAAAUCGCAGGAAAGAUAAGACAAAAGACGAGACUGAUGGGAAACAAGUUAAGAUAAGUCUUUGGAAGAGAGCGUGGCGCUGGCUUAGAGGAAAUGAAGAGAAAGGUGGGCAAAACGACGACGCCGAAAAGGAGAAGGAAAAAGGCAUCACAGGUCGUUUUAUUGGCAAAGAGGAGAAAAUUACAAUUUAUCCUGAAGGCAUUCCUGAGCAGAGAGGUAAAAAGUUUGUUGAAAAACUGUUUGUUGGCCGGUCGAGCAACCUCGACUGGGAUUACCGUGAAAAGUAUGACUAUUUCAAAAACGAGUACCCGCGGGUUACAACUGGGAACCCAAAAGACCCAUGGGUUCGGCAUGACAAGACGAAGGACAAAGUUGAUUCUCAGAAAGAUCCCCGAAAUUGUUUCCCUUCAAAUACACGAGGUAUCGAGGCGACGUCUUCCGUUUAA
Porites lobata is the source of this 2022-nucleotide messenger RNA. Lineage: Eukaryota; Metazoa; Cnidaria; Anthozoa; Scleractinia; Poritidae. The record is from the annotation of a GenBank genome assembly.